Molecule: messenger RNA, 1639 nt
Organism: Symphalangus syndactylus (siamang)
Lineage: Eukaryota; Metazoa; Chordata; Mammalia; Primates; Hylobatidae
Gene: NUP37
Product: nucleoporin 37
Cellular component (GO): nuclear pore outer ring
Molecular function (GO): protein binding
Source: RefSeq, a predicted model, not a curated record
AAUCGCUGCGCUCGCCCUCCGACCCGGAAGCAGAGCCAGAGCGCGUCGCGGCAGCCCCCAAGGAAGACCAGCUUACCUCUGGUCGGUUCCCGGCGCUCUGCGUUUUACAGGGGCAAGUCCUGCCCAACGUGUACGGUGAGGCCCUGGGCACUGCUUUAAUGAGCAGUAGGUGUGGGGACGGAACAAUUUCGUGACCUCGAAUCUCUUGCACUUCUAUACCUCUCUGCCUCCGUGUCCGUAACACUUGCUGGUCGCCCUUCAAAAGUCUCCAGUCCCGGAUGUCAAUUCCUAAGGUUACUAGUUUAUAAGCGUCUCGAGCGCUGGCUCGCCACACACAAUGAAGUCUUCCAAAUCCUGGCCCUGCUUGUGAGCUUGGCAAGUUAGUUAACCUACUGAAGCCUCAGUUUCUUCAUCUACAAAAUGGAGAACAGAGUUUCGUGACCUUGUCCAGUAGAAGGCUAUUUUCACAACUGCUUGAAUUUUGACAUUCAAGAUGAAGCAAGAUGCCUCAAGAAAUGCUGCCUACACUGUGGAUUGUGAAGAUUAUGUGCAUGUGGUAGAAUUUAAUCCCUUUGAGAAUGGGGAUUCAGGAAACCUAAUUGCAUAUGGUGGCAAUAAUUAUGUGGUCAUUGGCACGUGUACGUUUCAGGAAGAAGAAGCAGACGUUGAAGGCAUUCAGUAUAAAACACUUCGAACAUUUCACCAUGGAGUCAGGGUCGAUGGCAUAGCUUGGAGCCCAGAGACUAGACUUGAUUCAUUGCCUCCAGUAAUCAAAUUUUGUACUUCAGCUGCUGAUAUGAAAAUUAGAUUAUUUACUUCAGAUCUUCAAGAUAAAAAUGAAUAUAAGGUUUUAGAGGGCCAUACAGAUUUCAUUAAUGGUUUGGUGUUUGAUCCCAAAGAAGGCCAAGAAAUUGCAAGUGUGAGUGACGAUCACACCUGCAGGAUUUGGAACUUGGAAGGAGUGCAAACAGCUCAUUUUGUUCUUCAUUCUCCUGGCAUGAGUGUGUGCUGGCAUCCUGAGGAGACUUUUAAGCUAAUGGUUGCAGAGAAGAAUGGAACAAUCCGGUUUUAUGAUCUUUUGGCCCAACAGGCUAUUUUAUCUCUUGAAUCAGAACAAGUGCCAUUAAUGUCAGCACACUGGUGCUUAAAAAACACCUUCAAAGUUGGAGCCGUUGCAGGAAAUGAUUGGUUAAUUUGGGAUAUUACUCGGUCCAGUUAUCCUCAAAAUAAGAGACCUGUUCACAUGGAUCGAGCCUGCUUAUUCAGGUGGUCCACAAUUAGUGAAAAUCUGUUUGCAACCACUGGUUAUCCUGGCAAAAUGGCAAGCCAGUUUCAAAUUCAUCAUUUAGGACACCCUCAGCCUAUCCUCAUGGGUUCUGUAGCCGUUGGAUCUGGCCUGUCCUGGCAUCGAACUCUCCCUCUGUGUGUAAUUGGAGGAGACCACAAGCUGUUGUUUUGGGUGACUGAAGUAUAAAGUGUUCUCUGUACCUUAGAUUCACAAACUUUGUAUUUUUAGUACAUAUUUUGAAGAAUUUCUAUAGUACAUAUUUUGAAGAAUUUUUAUAUCAAAUAUGCCGUAUACUUUAGAAAAUGUCUCAGUUGCUUUUAUUAAAUAAAAUGUUGAUGGUUUGAAAAAUUA